Dermatophagoides pteronyssinus (European house dust mite) is the source of this 621-nucleotide messenger RNA. RefSeq names its product Purine-rich binding protein-alpha (gene Pur-alpha). The record is from RefSeq and is a predicted model, not a curated record. Gene Ontology annotation, cellular component: nucleus. NCBI's taxonomy places the organism in Eukaryota, Metazoa, Arthropoda, Arachnida, Sarcoptiformes, Pyroglyphidae. Gene Ontology annotation, biological process: regulation of transcription by RNA polymerase II. Gene Ontology annotation, molecular function: DNA-binding transcription factor activity, RNA polymerase II-specific; purine-rich negative regulatory element binding; RNA polymerase II transcription regulatory region sequence-specific DNA binding.
GACAUUUUGUUUAACUUUUCACUCCAGGUUUCACAAUCAUUUACACAUGGUGGAACACGAACACAAAUUGCUAUUCCAGCACAAGGAAUGAUUGAAUUUCGUGAUGCCCUUACCGAUCUACUUGAUGAAUUUGGCACCGAAGAAGGAGGAUUUCGAGAUACAUUGCCGGAAGGAACGAAUUUUCGUGUUGAAAAUAAAAAAUUCUAUUUUGACAUUGGACAAAAUAAGAUUGGUGUUUUUAUGCGUAUAUCUGAGGUAAAAAGUAGUACACGAUCAUCGAUUACUAUACCUGAACGAUCAUGGGCACGUUUUCGUGACAUAUUUGCUGAUUAUGUUGAUAAAAUGAAUCCAAAUAAUAGUAGUACUAGUGCUGCCAAUACAACAACAACAACAGCCACAUCUUCAUCAGGUGGUGGUGGUGGUGGUGGCGAUGAAAGUGGUAUUUCCGCUUCCGAAAAAACAACAGCAACAACUACGGGUACCAAAUCAUCAAGUAAAUCUCAACAACAACAACAAGAAUCAUCAUCUUCAUCACGUAAUAAUGGUAAUACAGCAGCAGCAACAACAACAACAUCAGCAACAUCAUCAUCAUCAACAUCGGCUAAAUAAGAUUUUAUUUUU